Messenger RNA from Paramecium pentaurelia, 5706 nucleotides. The record is from the annotation of a GenBank genome assembly. Lineage: Eukaryota; Ciliophora; Oligohymenophorea; Peniculida; Parameciidae.
AUGCUUAAUACCUUGAUUCUCAUAAUCACUGGUUUUUUAUUAACCAUUGCAUUUUUUCCUGUAUGGAUAAAGUGGUUGAUACGGUUGCAUAAGAAAGUCCUUGCUCUCCAGUAUUCAUACAAACUAUUUGUACUUUACAAUAUAGAAUUAAGAUAUUAAUACAAAAAACAUAUAAUGGUUGCUGUAAACAUAGGAAAUAUAAGGAUUUCAAAAGUUGCAAAUUAAUGGAGAUUUAAUGUGAAUAUCAUAGAUUUUAAUUUACAAUUCAUUCCUAACUAAGAAAUCAAAAUUGGUUUCUAAUUUGAAGAAUAAUUGUAUAUGUAAAGACUCUAAUCCAAAUUCUUAACUUAUUCUCAAUAAAAAAUACAACAUCGUAAAAAUAAACAAAUACCAUUCUUAUCCUUAUUAUUAGAAUCUUUAGCUAUUAAUUGUCUUUUUAUAAUCCUGUCUCGGUUAAAUAUUCAUUUCAAUAUAAUCAAUGUUACUUUGCCAAAACUUAAUUCUAAGGAAAGGAAUCUACCAGAAAUUAUUAUAAAAUUAAGUCAAAUCUCAGUAUAUUUGCAUUUGAAUUAGAAAGGGCAUUUAUAAUGGAAACUCAAUGGCUAAGAUGCUAAAAUAGAAUAAUGUUUGACUAUCAAUACUAUUAAUUUAAAUGCAAUUACUAAGCCUGGAUUAUUAAUAGAUUUAUUAGAAGAACAUAGUACUAUAGAUAUUAACAUUAAGGAAGUACGAUGGUUAUGUAAAAAUGAAUAUUUCUAUACUAUGGAUGUAUUAGCAAAUGAAUUUUGGACUAGGCCAGAUAUUAAUAAAAUUCUUAAAAGACAUUUUAAUGAGAAAGGAUUUAAAUUUUUAGGUAAACCAAGAGAAAUGAAACUUAAUUUUGAUUCAUUUAGAAUUGAAUUUAGUAUCUUCAAUCAUAAAAAACAUUCUUUUAAUAUUUUAUCUAAAAAGUUUUAUAAAUAUGCUCAAAAUAAACUUGUAUUUGAAUGGCAACAAUUAAAAUAUUAUGGAUAAUUUGAUAUAGUUGACACAGAUUAAAUUAAGAAAGGAAUGAUCCUAUGCAAAUAAUUUACUAUGAAUACUCUUCAAGAAGAUAUUAAAUUCUAAGAUAUUUUAUGGAAUAUUGACUCUAUUUCUAGCUUUACUGUUCAUUCGAAUGAUAAUACAAAACAUUUUAUCAGAUAUGGAGAUGUAAUCAUUAAUUUAUCUCCAUAACUGAUUAAAUUUUUUACUCUUAUUUAAACUGAAUUAGCAUCAGAAUUCAGAGUUGCAUUUGUUGAAAAUUACGAAUAAAGUAAAUACUUUAAAAAAUAUAAUCGAAUCGCUAAGGGAAUGUGUUGUGAAUUCUUGAAUAUAGAUCUAAAUUGUGCAUUAAGCACUUCAUAUGAUUUUUUAAUUACUAAUAAAUUUUAAAUUAAUUUAAUCAAUGAUGGUGCAAUUAUUAAUUAAAUCACUAUUAAUAAAUUUCAUUAUAUUUCAUAUGAAGGAGAUGUGAAUGAAUCUUAAAUUAUUUUUGAUAAUUGCCAAAUUAAUAGUAAUAUUAAUUAGACUAAUGGUAAAAUCAAAGAUUUCAAAAUGCAAACAAAUCCUUAAAUUGUUAAUUGUAACUUUAAUACAUUUGAAUUAUUGGUUGAACAAAUAAAUAUAGAAAAUAUUUUAAGGAUUUAUUAAUUAUAAAAAGUAUUUAGAUAAUAAUUAUCAAAAUUUACAUCUUUCAAAUUGACACCUUUAGAAAAGUUAAAAUCUAAAGCCAAUAAACCAAUAAUCAAAGAUAAAAUUAUAAACUGUAAAGAAAUAAUAUUCAAAUAUUUGUCUAAACCCUUCUUUGCAGAAAUUAUUCUUCUAGAAAUCAAUACAAAAGAUAUUAAUAAUAUUGAAUUAAAUUAAUUGUUGAUUAAAUUCUAAAAUUCUUGCUUAUUUGUAAUAGAUUAAAUUUAAUCUAAAAACAGUUCUUAAUUAAUGUAAAUUAAUAUUAGAUCUGCAAUACUCAAUUUUGAAGAAGAAAUUAAAGAUAUUAAUGUAUUUAUUUAAAGUAUUAAAUAAUUUAAUUCUAUUGUAUCAAAAUAAUAGAUAUUUGAUAUUAAUCAAGAAAAUAUUGAUACUUUCUAAAUAAAGAAAAGAAGAUCCUCUCAUGAUGGUGUUUUUAAGCAUACAUCCAAUGAUUAAGAUCAAACAACUAAAAUUAGAUCAAUCUUUGGUAAAAAUAUCAAUCUAAGUAUCUUAAAUUUAGAAGUAAUUGUCAAGGAUACAAAAUUUAAUGAUGCAUUAUGUAGAUAUAGAAGAUUUUAAGAAAAAUUUGAAAAUAUCAAAAGUAGAUAAAAUGAAAGUAAAGUAUUAGAAGGCUUAAAAACAUAAUAAUCAUAUCCUUUAUUGAAUUUGAAAUUAUAGAAUCUCAAUUUAUAAAUAAAGAAUUAAAAUUUGAGUAUCAAUUAAGUAAUUGAUAAGAUAAUAAAAUUAGAUUCUCAUACAACAUAAUUAAAUGAAUCAUUUUUUUAAUAUUUUGAAUUGGCUAAUUAUGAUAUUUAAAUAGAUUAAAUUAAAAUAUCUAUUAGAGAUUAUAAACUUUCUUUACUUGAUUUAAAAGGUAUUAAAUUCAAUAUUUUUAUAUGUCUAUCAAAAUUGAAUACAUAAAAUAUUUAGAAUGAAUUUAGAAUAUUUUAUGAUUUAUGUUUAGAAAUAAAGUAAUUAUAAAUAUCUGCAGGAUUAAAUUUAAUAUUUGCUUUUAGGGAAAUAUCUAAUAGAAUUAAUUAAAUUAUGGGUUAAAAUAUGAAUUAAUAAUAAAAUAAAAUCAUAAUAAAAUAGUAAUUAUCUUUUUGGGACAGAUUUAGAUUAAAAUUUCAUGGCAAAUUGCAAUUACAACUAAAACAUUUAAUUUUUUAAAUCACUACUGAUAUAUUGCCAUAUUCAAUUGAUUGUAUUAAAUUUUCAUCUAAAUUAAUAAAUAUUGAAUUUUUAAAUUGGACAUUAAAAGGAUAAGCAGAUAAAUUGAAAUUAAGUAGAGUUCCAAAAAUAUAAAAAGUUCUUUAUAUCCCUAGAAUUUAAAUUGUAAGUGAAUUUAAUUGGUUUGCAAAAAAAGAUUAGUAUGAUCAUUAUUUUUAUUUGAGAAAACCAUACUUUAAUUAAAUAAAUAAUAGUUUAAAUGAUUUUAUAAGUCAAUAAUUAAAAAUUGAAAUAAAAGUUGAUUGCAUUUAAUAUGAACAUUUUAAAGAAUAUAAUUUUAAAGAACAACAAAAGCAUUGUUUCUUUAUUCAUUAUUAAAACUAAUUUAUGAGAUGGUUAAAGAAUAGACCAAUAUUGAGACAUGAUGUAUUAAGAAUGUUUUCAGUUUAAAUUAAUAAUAAAAUAUCAUAAAUAAAGGAAAAUCAAGUAUAUGAGAUGGAAUGUAACAUGUAUGCUGAUUAUAAAAAAUUGAUUAAUUACACAUAUAUAAAAUUUAUGGAAUCGUUGAAGAUUAAAUAAUCAUUAUUUUAACAUACAAAAAAGAUCAAUAUAAGAGUAUAUUCCAAUAAAUUUAGAAUGUUUUUUACAAACUCUGAAAAACCAGUAUCACAUAGUGAAACCUUUCUAAAAAAUAAAGAUAUUCCAUUUAUUGGAUUCUAAACAUUAUUUUAAUCAUUAAAACUCAAUAUCUAAUUAGAACCUAAUAGUAAAGAUAAAUAAUAAAAAUUUGUUCUACAAUCUAUAGCUGCUAAAUGUGAUUAAUUGAUAUCUUCAAUGUUUGAUGGGAAACAGAUGUUAGAUAUAGAAUAACCAGAAAAUUUAAGUCAAUAAGAUUAAUUUUUAAAUUUUUUUGAUAUUCAACCUGUUGAUUACUAUUAGAAUGAAUUAAAUUAAUCUUAGAAACUACAAAACAUGACUUUUCAAGAAUUAAAUAAAUUGAAAAAAUUCGUUAAAAAACCUUUCAUUAUUAAUACUACACUUACUCCAUAGUAUCAUUUAUUUAAUUUAUUAAAUGACGAAUUAUCUAUAGAGAAUUCACUUGAAGAUGUUAAAUUUAGAGGAAGAAUAUCAGGAGUUGAAAUUAAACAAUAAUAUAUAAAUGAAUUCAAUGCUUUUGACAUUUUCUUAAAAGCUAAAUAAUUAGAAUAUAAAUAGAACUAAAAAAUUAAUUUAUAGGAUGAAAAUGAUGAGAGUAAUACCAAAAUGACUGAAAAAAUAAUAAAGAAUUUCAUUUCUGCAUUAGAUUGUUAAUUUCUAUUUACUUUUUACUUAUAAGAAAUUUGGGUUAAUGUUUUUGAGAGUCUUGAAAUUCCUUAGAAUAAAGAGACUAAAUAAAAUUUUAAUAUGAAAUUAGAAUUCACAAAAGCUAAAUCAUAUUAUAGAGAAGAAUUAAAUUUAAUGGUAUCUUUGAUCAAUCCUUAAUUAAAUUUCUAAUAUCAUUAUGCUAAUUGUUAAAUGAUCUUAACAUCACCCAAAGAUUGUUAAAUUAUAAUGUUAGAAUAAAUUCUACCAUUUGAUAGUUUAGAAAUUGAUAAAAAAUUAGUUACAAAAUUGAUAUUUAAUGGAUUAGAUUGUCAAUUAUUAAAAAAACAUUUAGAUGCUAAAUAAAUUGUAAGAUUUACAAAUCAAGAUUAUGAAAAAAUUAUUUAAUGUGAUUAUGCUCUAUUUUAGAUAUAAAAUUAUUAAUUAAGAGAAAAUAUAAGAGAUUUUACAGAAAUACCUUCAUUAAAUUGUAAAAAACAUAAUUUUAAUUAUUGGAAUUAAGAAUUAAGGAGACCUAUUAUAUAAGUAAAAGUUGGAUAAUUAAAUGCUACAAUGAAAAAAUAUUAAUUAGAUUAAUUUUUAGAUAUGUUAACAUUUAUGGAAAUGGCAGUUACUACAAAAAAUGAAUUAGAAAAAAAGGAGAUAUUUUAUAGAAAUAAAUUAAAAGAAUUAAAUUAAUAUGGUAUAAAAUAAAUUGAUCAAUUAAUUAGAAAGAAAAUAUCAGAAAAUCUUGAACAUUAUGGAACUGAAAAAUCAAAAUUAGACUAUUCCAUUAAAGAAGCUAGUCUAUCUUUAUUAGAUGAAUAAGAAAUUAGCUUUAUUUUAUUUAAUAUUAAAUAAAUUAAAAUUAUUGAAACUCUAUUUGAGAAUGAUAGUCAUAAAAUUGAUAUUCUACUCUAAGAUUUAAAUGCUAUUAAUAAAAUUGAAUAAGAUCCUGAUUAUAAAAUGGUAUUAAGUUAAGAAAUCAAAAUAAAUAAAUAACAACCCUUUUUUAGAAUGAUCAAAAAAUAUUAUCCUCUUUAAAUAUAUUAAUAAAAAUGGUUUGUUAUUGAUCAAAAUGAUAUUAAAAUGAAUCCAUUAACAAUCAUUUUAACAGAUGAAUUAUAUGAUUAAUUUUAUAAUUAUUUCUUUGGUGAUGAUUCUACUUAAAAGAAUAAUAAAUUAAGUGUUGAAAAGAAAGAAUAAAUGAAAUGUAAAUUUAAUUAAAUUAUGUAUUAGCUGCUAAGGAAAAUAUAUCUAAAUAAAUACCUGAUUAUUUUCAUUCAUUAUAAGUAGGUGAACUUAAAUUAGUAGCCACUUUCAAACAUCCAUCUAAAAUUAAAAGAUUUAAAGAUGUUACUAUUUAAUUGGAACCAUACAGAUCUCCUAAAUAGUUCACUACUAUAAAAGAAGUAUAAUAAUAUUUCAAUUUAUUAUUAGUAAUUUGAUGAAUUUGCAAGUUUUGUACUUAAAUAAAUUUCUACAUAGAUAUUUUCUAUUAUUGGAUAAAAGCUUUUUGGAUGA